Molecule: messenger RNA, 1232 nt
Organism: Oreochromis niloticus (Nile tilapia)
Lineage: Eukaryota; Metazoa; Chordata; Actinopteri; Cichliformes; Cichlidae
Product: ependymin
Exons: 6
Coding region: 41-760 (239 amino acids)
Biological process (GO): cell-matrix adhesion
Cellular component (GO): extracellular region; lysosome
Molecular function (GO): calcium ion binding
Source: RefSeq, a predicted model, not a curated record
CUUGUUUUUUAAGAAAGUGAGAUUUUUAAAGCAGUAUCAUAUGAGCAGCUGUUGCAGAGGAAAACGUUCAGAUCUGCAGUCUGACAGCAUGAAGGUCCUCGUCCUGCUUGUGUGCCUGUCCGUGGGCUGUCUCGCUCAGAGACCACGACAUUGCAGAUACCCACCACUGAUGAGCGGAAGCCUGUCUGUGUCCACUGCAAGUCAGAAGCUGCUGGCGUUCUCCAAGUACAUCUAUGAUGGACUGGGAGAGCGCAUCCGCUUCAGACAGUUUGGACUCUAUGACAAUAAGACCUACCACCUUGAUGUGCUUCUACUGUACAGAGAGGGUGUUAUGUAUAAAAUAAACAACAAGAACCGCACAUGCACUAAGCAGCGUCUGAGCCCUGACUUCCACCCGCUGGCAGUUCCAAGAAAUGCCACCCUGAUGGGCCAGGUUGUGUUAGGUGCCUCCUCUGGUCCUGGACAGGGAGUCCUGGUCAACAGUUGGUACGGGGAGCAGAAGAUGAAGACGGGAUCAGCCAAGUACUUUACCACUGUCACCCAUUUUGGAUGCAUCCCCGUCAGUACUCUGUACCACACCAGCAGCGGUGACUGGGUGGUCAACAGCACGCGACUACACACACGUAGCAGCGAAAACAGAGCAAGUGGGCGGGACACACAGCGGCAGGCUGCUUUCCCAUUGGUCAACACAUACUGGGACCUGUGUAUUCUGAUUGGUUCGGCAGGCUGUCCAUUUCUCCUCAUAUUUAUCACUCCUUAAAGUGGUACCCUCCUUUUAUGUGGGUUACACAUUGGAUUAGUCCAGGGGUGUCGAACUCCAGGCCUCGAGGGCCGGUGUCCUGCAGGUUUUAGAUAUCACCCUGGGUCAACACACCUGAAUCAAAUGAUUAGUUCAUUACCAGGCUUCUGGAUAACUGCAAGACAUGUUGAGGAGGUAAUUUAGCCAUUUGAAUCAGCUGUGUUGGAUAAAGGACACAUGUAAAACCUGCAGGACACCGGCCCUCGAGGUCUGGAGUUCGACACCUGUGGAUUAGUCGAUCCCCAAAAACUCAACCCGCCAUUUUUCUGCAUGAAUGCUGAGCAGGGGGAUGAAGACGAGCCAGUAACAUUUCUCAGCUUGUUUAAAGAAUGAUUUUACAAAGGGUGGUGACAAAGAUGAUGAUGAUGAUGAUUCACUGAACUGCAUUGCUGCCAUUCAUAAACAAGCUUCAUUUGGUUAAAAUUCAUGCCAA